Molecule: messenger RNA, 1569 nt
Organism: Pisolithus orientalis
Lineage: Eukaryota; Fungi; Basidiomycota; Agaricomycetes; Boletales; Pisolithaceae
Product: ribonuclease H-like protein
Exons: 7
Coding region: 1-1569 (522 amino acids)
Cellular component (GO): nucleus
Molecular function (GO): nucleic acid binding; exonuclease activity
Source: RefSeq, a predicted model, not a curated record
AUGUUUCCUACUCUGGGGCUUUUUCAGUCGCUAUCGUGUCCAGAGGGAUCCAAGUGUAUAAGACCAUGGUGUCUGUUCUCUCAUGCCAACGAUGCAUUCCAACAGCCCUUGAUCGCGUCUGUGUCUGCGUCACGCCCAAAGGCUCGGUCGUCCGCCACGACAUCUACACUCCCAUCCACCGUCCCUGCGAAAAGGUCGCAUGAAUUGUCCACACCAGCAACCUCAUUGGCACGGAAGGAUGUCGCCAGUGAACCUCCCUCACAACGAGUGAAGACUGUAUCCACCAGUCGCUCCGUUGCACCACAAACGACGGCUCAUGGCAACGGUGCACCCAUUCUCCGAGUGACCCCAGCACAUUCUCAAGUCGCAGUACCCGUGCGCCAGACUAUGCUCAAGAAUCUGUACGACCAUUUCAUCGUGCUGUAUGAGGCCAUUCUACCAUCAAAUCCUACUCUCGCAUCAGAACAUGCUCUUCGCCAGGAGGAGGAAAUUUACAACAAAUCAACCAAACUGACUUAUCGAAAUGCAGUCAUCAACUCAAUCGCAGCUCUCAAGAGACGGCCCGUUCCCAGUGCCAUAGCGCAUCCUUCCGUUGGUACUGAAGGGGAUAUUGCUGCUCGUAUCGAGUCGCAGAAACAACUAAGUGAACUACGCCUAACCAGGACUGUUGUGCAACAGCUGGUCAUGACGUUAGAGACUAUGAAAAAUUGGGGUUACAUCACCGAGGUGCCCCCUGGCGAAGGAGGAAGUAAACCCGACGCGAAGGAUCAAGUGAAACAGUGUGAACGGUGCGGUCAACCAUUUUCUGUGAGGAAAGAUCCAAAGAAGGACGAGUGUUGCUAUCACUGGGGUCGGCCUUUUAAUAAAAAAAUCAAUGGCGAAAAAUUGCGCUUUUACUCGUGUUGCUCGAAGAACGUGGGCGAAGAUGGAUGCUCCUGGGGAUGUCAUGUGUUCUACGAGUCCGAUGCAAGUGAUCUCCAUACUCGCCAUGCCUUCUCGCCGGUACGCCCCCCGAAAUCUUCUGAUGGUGGCGCGUCAGUGGAGAUCUGCGAUACAGCUUUGGAUGUCGUUGCUCUCGAUUGCGAAAUGAUUUACACGACUGGUGGUAUGCGAGUUGCACGGGUUUCGGUUGUGGAUGGCACAGGUAAAGAGGUAUUCGAUGAACUAAUUCGCAUGGACGACGGAGUCGACAUCAUCGACUAUAACACCCGGUUCUCUGGCAUAUGCCAGGAAAAACAUGAGAAGGCUUUUCUAACGCUCUCAUCUGCACGGCAGUCGCUUGAUGCGUUCAUCAAUUCAGAGACGAUCAUCAUCGGUCACGCUUUAGAGAACGACCUCAAGACACUGCGCAUCAUUCAUCAUCGAUGCAUAGACACGGUGGUUUUGUUCCCACACAGAGCUGGCCCACCAUACAGAAGAUCACUGCGGGAUCUAGCCAAAGAGCAUCUUGGUAUUGUAAUUCAGGCAGGAGAUGGAUCAAGUGGACAUUCUUCGGUAGAGGAUUCGGUAGCAACUUUGGACUUGGUGCGAUGGUACAUCCUCAACAAGGUCACCCCAAAAAAAUCAUAA